Messenger RNA from Paramisgurnus dabryanus, 2381 nucleotides. It is a transcript of the gene klhl40b, whose product is annotated as kelch-like family member 40b. Gene Ontology annotation, molecular function: protein binding. The record is from RefSeq and is a predicted model, not a curated record. Lineage: Eukaryota; Metazoa; Chordata; Actinopteri; Cypriniformes; Cobitidae.
UUAUUGAGACAGCUGCCGGCCAGCAAAACGGAACUGACUCGACCCUGCCUCUUCUUUCUCGGCCAAAUAGUGACAGAGGGUUAGUCAAGUGUGGUACACGGCAGACCGCUGGACUACUCUUCAUAGUGACUGUCAGGGACAUAACAACAGAAAUAUGGCUCUACCCAUAGACCCAAUGGAGGAGCCCCGCAUGUACCAGCAAACCCUGCUGCAGGACGGUCUGUACGAUCUUCUGGAGAGCGAUACGAUGGUAGACUGCGUGUUGAAGAUCAAAGACAAGGAAUUUCCCUGCCACAGGCUGGUUUUGGCUGCUUGUAGCUCCUACUUCAGAGCUUUCUUCAAAUCUGGUGUGGAAGACAGCAAGCAAAGGGAAAUCGUUUUGGAGGAUGUGGAGCCUGGAGUUAUGGGGAUGAUCUUGAAGUACCUCUACACCUCGAACAUCAAUGUGACUGAGCAAAACGUGCAGGACAUCUUCGCCUUGGCCAACAUGCUACAGAUCCCUUCCAUUUUCACAGUGUGCGUCUCUUUUUUGCAAAAGCGAUUGAGUUUGAGUAACUGUUUGGCCAUCUUUCGACUAGGCCUCAUGCUGGACUGCCCUCGUCUGGCCAUAUCGGCACGAAACUUCGCUUGCGAGCGCUUUCAGUUGAUCGUUCGAGAUGAAGAAUUUCUGCAGUUGAACCCAAGCGAGUUGGCGGCCAUUAUGGCAUCGGACACUUUAAAUGUUGAGACGGAGCAGGAUGUGUUUGAGGCUUUGAUCAAGUGGGUGGGACACGGCCGAGAGACGCGGAUGGAGGAACUGCCAGGACUGCUGGAUUGUGUGAGAUUACGUCUGGUUCCACAGGACUACUUUGCCAAAACUGUGGAGCAACACGAGUGGUUGCGCUCCAACCCAGAGAUCACCAAGAAACUGCAGCUGGUUAAAGACGCCCAUGCUGGGAAACUUCCGGAAGUCAAGAAGACUAAAAGCAAAACGAGUGAGGACAAGACAGAUGGUGAUGAAGGAAAGAAUGAGGAAGACGACGAAGAAGAGGAAUUACUUCCUGGUAUCCUCAAUGACAAUCUGCGGUUUGGGAUGUUCCUAAGAGAUUUGAUCUUUUUGAUAAGUGACACUACAUCAGUGGCUUAUGACCCGACGGGAAAUGACUGUUUUGUGGCAUCGAUCUCCACCCAAAUCCCUAAAAAUCACUGCAGCUUGGUCACAAAAGAAAACCAGAUCUUUGUGGCAGGUGGAUUGUUUUUUGAUGAGCAAAGCAAAGACCAGCAGAUUUUUUUGUACUUUUUGCAGUACGAUCCAGCGAGCUCAGACUGGAUGGGUAUGCCUCCCAUCCCCUCUCCUCGCUUCCUGUUUGGGAUGGGUGAGGGUGAGAACUCAAUCUUUGUGAUUGGAGGGAGAGAAAUGAAGGAAGGAGAGCAAGUACUAAACACAGUCAUGGUUUAUGACAGACAGUCUCUUAAAUGGGACGAGUCAGCUCCUCUUUCCUACCCAGUUUAUGGUCAUGGAGUAGUGUCACAUGAUGAUAUAAUCUAUGUUAUUGGUGGAAAGGAUGAGAACAAGGAGUGUUUGAAGACCGUGUGUGCGUACGAUGCUAAAAAACGUCAGUGGAAAGAUCUCGCUCCUCUGAAUACUGCACGCUCACUUUUUGGUGUCACCAUCCACAACAACAAGAUCUAUGUGGCAGGAGGAGUCACAGACACAGGCCUCACGGAUAGCACUGAGGUGUAUGACAUCAAAACAAACAAAUGGUCCGAGUUUGUGGAGUUUCCACAGGAGCGUAGUUCACCUAGUCUGGUCACUGUGGGUGGUGUUCUCUAUGCUGUGGGAGGGUUUGCCAUGUUCCCUGUGGAGGACAGUGAUGAACUUUUACCCCGGGAGAUGAAUGACAUAUGGAGGUAUGAUGAAGCAGAGAAGAAAUGGAUCGGCAUACUAAGAGAGAUUCGGUACGCGUCUGGUGCCACAGUUUUGGGAGUUCGACUUAAUACUCUUCGUCUCACUAAAAUCUGAAAAGCUGUCAUCCAAGGACCACAAAGGCCACUGAAAGAAUAUACUCUGUGGACAAAUAAUUUGAAAUGUUUAAAAGCUGAAUUCAGACCGUGUUGAACAGAAGAGUUAUAUUGGACUAAGUGCUGACCAGCUUGUCAUUCUCAUUCCAUGGCAAUGAUAAUAUGAUAUUGAAUCAUUCAAACACACUUUAUAAAUUAUCAUUUGGAACAGAGAGAAAUGUAUUGUUACUAAAAUCUUUUGUUAUAGACAAAACUUUGGGUACAUUGGUUUAUUGUUUUCUAUUUAUUGCCAAGGUUUAAUUUCUGCUGUGUUCUCUACUGUAUGAAAGAAAUCAAAUAGAGUAGUUUUCCCAAAAGUAAAGAGUAAGAUAUUUCACAGA